UAAACGUCAAUUACAUAACCUUAAAGAAACCGGGUGCUGUCAAGCAUGAAUUUCAUGAAAUUACGCAAGUAUAAAACGAUAAUUUAGCACCUCACUUCGUUUCAAAAACUAAAACGAUAAACGUUUCUUUAACUUUAUUUACGUUUCGUUAGAAAAUCAUUUUACAUGGGUCUUUUAACUGAAGGAAGCCCUCUAAGUUGGGAAGAGACCAAAAGAUUAGCGGAGCAUGUAAGACAGCAUGGAGUGUUGCAAUUUAUUAACUUGUACAAACGUCUAAAAGAUCGCCAAUGGGAUGUGUUAAAAUGGGGCGACGAAGUAGAAUAUAUAAUUGUGAAGUUCAAUCAAGAAAAAAGAACAGCUAAGGUUAGUUUAAGAGCUCAAGAAUUAUUAGCAAAAUUAAAUGAGAAAGAACAUGCAGACCCAGAAAAGGCCAAGUCAUUGUGGAGACCUGAAUAUGGAGCUUACAUGGUAGAAGGUACACCAGGUAAACCUUACGGAGGGUUGUUGGCUCAUUUUAAUAUAGUGGAGUCUAACAUGAAGUACAGAAGAGAUGAAGUUAGUCAGCUUUUAAAGAACGGAGAAGUUAUAAUGUCCCUUACAAAUUUUCCCAGAUUAGGUUGUCCAGAUUUUACUGACCCACCAACACAACCAACUCCAAAUGAAGGAGUCACAAGAUCUUUGUUUUUUCCAGAUGAAGCUAUUUAUAAUGGACAUCCUCGCUUUAAAACAUUAUCAAGAAACAUUAGGAUGCGUAGAGGGGAAAAAGUUUCCAUCAAUUUACCAAUAUUUAAGGAUGUACAUACAAAAAUUCCUGUGGAUGAGUCUUACUUGCACAGUAAAGCAGCUGAACCUGAUAAGGUUUACAUGGAUGCUAUGGGAUUUGGUAUGGGUUGUUGCUGUCUCCAGUUGACUUUUCAAGCUUGCAAUUUAACAGAAGCACGUACUUUAUAUGACCAGUUAGCACCUCUUUGUCCUAUCAUGUUAGCUUUAAGUGCUGCGUCACCGAUUUAUCGGGGAUUCCUGACAGACGUGGAUUGUCGAUGGAAUGUUAUCUCAGCUUCUGUUGAUUGUAGAACAGAGGAAGAGAGAGGGCUGGUCCCUCUCAAAAAUAACAAGUUUGUUAUUAAUAAGUCGAGAUACGAUUCAAUCGAUUCCUAUUUAUCUGAAGUUGGCGAAAAAUUCAAUGACGUGCCUUUAAUAUAUGAUGAACAGAUUUACAACAAGCUCAGAGAGAAUGACAUUGACCACCUGUUGUCGCAGCAUAUUGCGCACCUUUUCAUAAGGGACACCGUCUCCCUAUUUUCGGAAAAGGUACACCAAAACGACGAGGUGGACACUGACCAUUUUGAGAAUAUUCAAUCAACAAAUUGGCAAACCAUGAGGUUCAAACCGCCCCCACCGAACUCAACAAUCGGCUGGCGGGUUGAAUUUAGACCGUGUGAAGUACAAAUUACCGAUUUUGAAAAUGCGGCAAUAGUUUGUUUUGUUGUUUUACUUACACGCGUUAUCCUCUCCUAUCAGCUUAAUUUUCUCAUCCCAAUUAGCAAGGUAGAUGAAAACAUGCAACGUGCCCAAAAACGUAACGCCUGUCGGGAGGAGAAGUUUUGGUUUAGGAAAAAUAUAACGACCUGUGUGAGCCCCCCCGAGGCCAAUCAGUAUUGUAUGCAGGGUAAAACCAACAGUGACUGUGAUGUUUAUGAACCAAUGACAAUUAACGAAAUAAUUAAUGGAAAGGAGGGAGAGUUCCCUGGAUUGGUGCCCUUAAUAAAUAACUACCUCACCGGAAUGGACGUGGACGCUGACACCCACUGUACUAUCCAGCAGUAUCUUAAACUUAUUCAACAGAGGGCGUCUGGAAACGUACUUACCACAGCUUCCUGGAUUAGGAAGUUUGUCUUAUCUCAUCCUGAUUACAAAAACGACUCGAAAGUGACCGAUACAAUAAAUUACGAUCUUCUUAAUCAGUUGAAGCAAAUUCAAAGCGGUGAAGUUCCUUGUCAGGAAUUACUGGGAUAUUCGACAGUGUCUAAAACAAAGGAAACCAUUCCGUCUGUUUUUUCAUGUCCAGAAUGAAAUGUAAUUAAUUGUAAUUAUUUUUUUUCCUUUAGUUCGAAUAUAAAAUGCAUUUAAACGAUCACAGAAGAAUAUUAGAUAAGGCUAGCAAAUUUAGUUUUACAAUUAGUGAGCUACUUUAGUUGAAAUUUUGGAUACUUAAUUUAUCAAAUAAACCUUUUAUAGACCCCCUUUUAUACAUUAUUGUUAUCGUCGAACAUAGCAAGAGUAAUUUCAGAGAUAUGAAUAAUCACAACUUUUUUAAUUAAGUAAAUAUUAAGUUUUAUUUAAAUUGUGCUGGAAAGGACUGGGAUUAAUAAGAGUGUGAAUAUGGCGCCAUAACAGUAAGUUUAUGUUUUCUAAAUCAUUUUAUUAUUAAUUUUUGUUUUGUUUCUUAUAAAUAUUUCAAUAAUUCCUAACAUUUUUCCAAUUAUUGGAGUAAUCCUAAAUGUUGGAAAUUAUUGGAAUAAUUAUAAGGAAUAACAGAAAUAUUUUUUUAGAAAAAUUAUUAAACUCACUUAUGAGGGCCAUUUUCCCCUAGUCCAUCGGAAUACCUAAUUAUGGCCCAUCUUGUUUUUGCCAUUGCAAUAAUCAGUGAUAUUGCAAUAUUUAAAAUUCAGUGCCUAAUUGUUUAUGAAUUAUUGUUUUGUAUUGUAUGCAUUUACCUGCAAUGAUAAAGACACUGUUUUAUAUUGAUCAUUUUUAUUUUUUUUUUAAUCUUUACAAAAGUAUUUUGUUGAUAGGGACCUAAGUUUUAUAUACACAUGUAUAACAUACCUAUACGUAGUUAUAGCAAUUCCUUAUAUAAAUCUGAUAUAUUUAAAUGUUUUAUUGUUUUAUACUUGUUAAUUGUGGCAAAAUAGAAUCAUUUAAACUGGG
This is a messenger RNA of Agrilus planipennis (emerald ash borer), 2931 nucleotides long. Its product is annotated as glutamate--cysteine ligase. The coding region runs from base 166 to 2073 and encodes 635 amino acids. Gene Ontology annotation, molecular function: glutamate-cysteine ligase activity. Gene Ontology annotation, cellular component: glutamate-cysteine ligase complex. The record is from RefSeq and is a predicted model, not a curated record. The transcript is spliced from 10 exons. Gene Ontology annotation, biological process: glutathione biosynthetic process. NCBI's taxonomy places the organism in Eukaryota, Metazoa, Arthropoda, Insecta, Coleoptera, Buprestidae.